AUGGGACAGAAGCAGAGCCGGCAAAAGCCCGCCUCUGGCUCAGAGGGCGCAGCCCCACCCACCGGACGUGCACGGGCUCCCACCGUCACCAAGAGCAUUGUCUUUGAUACCAAUGAGCAGGCCGAUCCAGUGUCCAGCGAUCAUGUCUACGAGUACUCCCCUGUUCGGCCCACCAUCAAGUCGGGGCCGAUCUCGUCCGCCUCCCCUUAUACCCCGACGACGGGCGGUGGCAUCUCGCGUGGGCGUGCUGGAUCCAAGUACACCCAUGUCUUGCCAGGAGAUUACUCCGAGCUCGAAUCGGACACUCCCAAGCUCCAGGUUCAGGGCAUGUCUCGUCUCUCUACCACCGAGUGGCGGACCAUCCGUCGCCGCGCCCGUCGCCCGUCCAAGGAGGUGAGCGGUGAUGUGGCCCAGCUGCUCGACAGCGCUGCGCGCGAGAGCCCCUGGUACCUGCUGGCCUUUGACCGCGACUCCAUUCUAGCCUUGAUGGAGACCAAGGCCCAGCUUUUGGGACCGGGCGCUUUUGCCCUUUUGACCUCAGGUCAAGACUUUGCGACGCUGUGUUAUCUGGACACUCAGCUGCGCCCCGUCAAUGUACCUGUGGUCAACCGCGCCGGCUUGCUAGCGCUGAGCAUUACCAACGUCAAGGGGGAGACGCCCACGUUUGCUAGCCUUUCAUCCUUGGUGGCUGCCUACGCACGCCGAAAAGAUAAACAGCUGGGUGUGGCCCUCAACCCAGCAGCCCUGCUCCGUGACGAAGUGCUCACGGCCCUCGCGCAACCCAAGUCUCACGCAGUGCAAGAAGACAUUUAUGAUAAUCAAGCCAACCCAUUAGCACCAACGGGGCGGGCCAUCAACGCAGCCGGCCCAGCCUACGAUCUAGGCCGAGCACCUGCAACGCCUGUUUACGAUGUGGGGACAGCUGACCGAACCGACAAUGCAGCCACCAACUACGACCUCGCUCGUGCUGGCGAUCAUGCCCCAGGUGUGGCUGCCUAUGACAUGGCCAGGCACCCAACCUCCACACCAGCCAAGAUUACGUACGAGAUACCCGUUGAGCUCUCUAUGAGCCAAUACGAGACGGUAACAGCUGAGGAGGAAGCAGAACAAGAGGAUCUCGACGGCCUGGCUGAGGCCAAGGCAGGCCCGGGUGACGAGGGAUUCAUCUCCAUUUCGUCCCAGAGUUUUGGCGAGGAAGGGCCCAUACGAGGCGUGAGCUUUCAACCUUGUCAAACGGAUCAGUGGUUUUUUGUGGGCCUUUCAAAUGUGCAACGCAAUUUUCAUGGAAAGCGAGACCAGCACUAUGACGACAUUGACUUUUGUCUCUUCUUCAUGGGCUCUGGUCGCGUAACGGCGCGCGAGGCCGAAGAUGAAGUGGGGCCGUACGUCAAUUAUCAGCCCAGUGAUGUGCUGGGUAUUGUGACACGAUAUGACAAGCGAGCCCGCGCCUUCAAGGUCGUUUACACACACAACAACACGGUGUUUUAUGAGUCAACACGUCACGUCGUGUUUCCGCUCCACGUGGAUCAAGCCUUCCCGCCAGAGUCUCUGAACAAUCGGCUCGUGACCAACGUUAAAUUUAUCUCUUCGAGUUGA
Monosiga brevicollis MX1 is the source of this 1596-nucleotide messenger RNA. RefSeq lists its product as uncharacterized. The coding region runs from base 1 to 1596 and encodes 531 amino acids. The transcript is spliced from 4 exons. NCBI's taxonomy places the organism in Eukaryota, Choanoflagellata, Craspedida, Salpingoecidae. The record is from RefSeq and is a predicted model, not a curated record.